AUGGCGUUUUUGAACGUUAACUUUGGGGAGGUUAAACAUGAUGAUGCAGAUGGAGAUGAUCAUGACUUGUUCUUCACACCCUUGUCAUCCCCAACAACGUUGUCCCCAAAAAGGAAGUCCUCCAAAAAGUGGUGCAGCGCAAUCUUGCAGCACAUCAAGGCUCUUCUUCCAUUCAAAAUGCGAAGAAAUACCUCAAGUGAUGAGGCCAAGAAGACGAAGGAGAAGAUGAACAUGAGGACAAAGACGAAGAAAUCGAGUUUCCUCCCUCCAGCAUACGGUGUAAGAACUAAUAGUGAUGAACAUAAUUUCUCCACUGAUGAUGCUUUUGACAGAUUUAUGCUUUAUUUGAUGCCCUUUGAAACUAGCGGAGGAGGUCGGGUCUACGUUGAUCAUAAUUAUGAAGAAGAAACUCAUGAAUUUCCCAGAUCAAUCAAUCCCCGGAAAAAAGUUACUUCGGAUGAUGAUCUCUUGAAUGAAUUUAUGCUUUCUUGGGAGCCCUUAAAAAAUAGACGAGAUCCAAAUUAUUUUGAUGAAGAAGUUGAAUUUCCAAGAUCAAAUAUCGAUCCCCCCAACACUCCUGAAGAAGUUGACGACAUUGUUGCUCAUGACAAUAACUUCAUGGCUUCUUCUAGGGUUUCUCAUGAGGUUGGGAAGCCUUCCGUUUCGAAGAAUAUUGAGUACGUCCGAGCUGUUAAUAAUAAUUUUGGUUGUAAUAUCUGCUUUGAACCCAAGGCUGCACACCAGUGGUUUGACAUCAAAAAUUGCAGCCAUGGUUAUUGUACGGAGUGCAUGGUCAAUUACGUGGUCUCCAAUCUUCAAGAGAACGUCACAACCAUUCGGUGCCCUGAACCUGAUUGCGCAUCAGGAUCGAUAGAGCCCGAGGAUUGUGACUGGAUACUUCCCCAAGAAGUGUUUGAGAGGUGGGAAAGCACGCUUUGUGAGGCUGCGAUCCCCAGCUCUCAAAAGUUUUACUGUCCCUUUAGUGAUUGCUCUGCGAUGUUGAUUAUUGAUGAUGAUGGGAGUGAGGUUGUGCGGCAGUCUCAGUGCCCGCAUUGUCAAAGGCUCUUCUGCGCACAGUGUAAGGUUGCUUGGCACGCGGAGAUGGAGUGCUGGGAGUUUCAGGAGUUGAAUGACGAUGAGAGGGGAAGGGAAGACAUCCAGUUAAGGAACCUUGCAAACAUGGAGGAUUGGAAGAGAUGUCCCAACUGUAAGUUUUAUGUGGAAAAGAAGACCGGUUGCAAUUUCAUGAAGUGCAGGUGUAGAGCUACUUUUUGCUACAGAUGUGGCCAGAGUUUAAGCUUGCCUAAAACCCAACGUCACUAUUGUUCCUAUUGUACGGGUUGA
Prunus armeniaca (apricot) is the source of this 1344-nucleotide messenger RNA. Lineage: Eukaryota; Viridiplantae; Streptophyta; Magnoliopsida; Rosales; Rosaceae. The record is from the annotation of a GenBank genome assembly.